Homarus americanus (American lobster) is the source of this 4013-nucleotide messenger RNA. RefSeq names its product bolA-like protein 2. The transcript is spliced from 2 exons. The coding region runs from base 583 to 2067 and encodes 494 amino acids. Gene Ontology annotation, biological process: intracellular iron ion homeostasis; isoprenoid biosynthetic process; cholesterol biosynthetic process. Gene Ontology annotation, molecular function: dolichyl pyrophosphate Man9GlcNAc2 alpha-1,3-glucosyltransferase activity; ATP binding; mevalonate kinase activity. The record is from RefSeq and is a predicted model, not a curated record. Lineage: Eukaryota; Metazoa; Arthropoda; Malacostraca; Decapoda; Nephropidae. Gene Ontology annotation, cellular component: nucleus; endoplasmic reticulum membrane; cytosol.
UCGUGGUACUUCUUCAACACUGUGACUGCCGCGUUAUCAUGGUAGAGUAAUCUUCACUAACUGUCAACCAAGAAUUACUGUGAUUUACCGGGUGAUUUACGUCGGUGUGAUUACCACAGACUUUACUGUGUAUCUGAGUAAUGUCGGGCUACACUCAAGAGUAUAUACAAGAGAAACUGACCAAGGAACUGGAGGCUACUCAUGUAGAUGGUUGGGAGUGUUGAGAAGAAUGAGGGACAUGAAGCACAGCUCACCAUCAUCUUUAUACUGAAAGAGAAUUCUGUAGUGGCAUCUCAUCAACUCUCUUCUGUGAUGUAAUGCAUAAGAUUACAUAAGCUUCUCGUGAAACUGACUGUCUCACCUUGUGUCUAUGUGACUUACGGUACCUGAAUAAGCCUGGAACUUAAUUCUGUUUGUUUUUCACAAAAAAAAAUUCUGUGACAUUUAUACAGUUAAGUUUUUUGCACUUCUGAAUAAGUCAUACAGUAGCUACAUUCAUAUAGAUGUUGUAUUCUGCUUUGUAAUUGCAGUUUCUUGAUAUUCAGAGAUAUAUUCAAACAUAUUAGUUCAAAACUUUAGAAAAUGGGAAAUCUAGUUAUAAUAACUCUUUUGGGAGUUUUCUUGAGAUGGUGUGUGUCACUCUAUCCAUACUCAGGUGCUGGUAAACCUCCAAUGUUUGGUGAUUAUGAAGCCCAGCGUCACUGGCAGGAAGUGACAGUUAACUUACCGGUUAAAGAGUGGUACAUGAACUCAACCAACAAUGAUUUACUGUACUGGGGUCUGGACUACCCCCCUCUUACUGCAUAUCAUAGUUACCUGUGUGGACUUGUGGCAAGAAAACUAAACCCCAGCUUUGUUGAACUGCACAAAUCUCGCGGUUACGAGAGUUACGAACACAAGCUGUUCAUGAGGUACACCGUCUUUGUGGUAGAUCUGUUGAUAUACAUUCCUGCAGCUUACAUGUUCCUCUGUGCCCUCUCUAGUAUUCCCCCUAGAAGGAAGUAUAGGAAACUAGAGUAUUUGUCUCUGAUCCUUUACCCAGGAUUAUACCUUAUAGACUAUGGUCAUUUUCAGUACAAUAAUGCAUCACUUGGGUUUUUUGUGGGAGCAGUUGCUUGUUUGAUAAAGGGUCGAGAUUGUUUGGGAUCAGUUUUGUUUUGUUUAGCCUUGAACUAUAAACAAAUGGAGUUGUAUCAUGCUCUCCCAAUCUUCUUUUAUUUGUUAGGAAUAUGUUUCAAACAAGGAAGCAUAAUGGGAUUUAUCUUCAAGAUAACUAAGAUUGGUAUCUCUGUUCUUUUAACUUUUGGUAUUAUUUGGUCUCCUUUUCUGUCUGACACAAAAGUGCUGUUACAAGUUGUUCAUCGCUUAUUUCCCCUUGACCGAGGGUUAUUUGAAGACAAAGUGGCCAGCUUCUGGUGUAGCAUAUCAGUCUUGGUGAAGCUGAAGAAACUGAUUGAUAAUAAUAACAUGGCUUUGAUCUGCUUGCUAUCCACAGUAGUAUGCAUGAUUCCAUCAAGUAUACACCUCUUUAUAAAUCCCACACCAAGACACCUGCGCUAUGCCUUAGUUAACGGGUCAUUUGUUUUCUUCCUGAUGAGUUACCAUGUUCAUGAGAAGAGCAUCCUGCUUGUAGCAAUACCUGCCUGUUUGAUCUUUAGUGAGGAACCCUUCAUGGUGACCUGGUUCUUCAUUGUGUCCAUUGUCAGUAUGCUGCCUCUUCUGGUCAAGGAUGGUCUGACAGUUCCUAUGGUUGCUCUGACAGUUCUUUUGUAUGCCAUAUUACAUUUUAGACAGAAUUCUGGGAGCUCCUCACAUUCAAAACCAUCCACCAAGAAUCCAUUUUGGAUAUGGAUAAAAAGGACCUUCCGUCUCUCUCUGGCCGGAUUUUUUUCCCUGACUGUUGUGUCUCUGACCAUGACUCCACCACCCAGGCUGCCAGACUUGUUCCCAGUGCUCCUCUCUGUUUACUCCUGUGUUCACUACUGUCUCUUCUGUCUCUACUUCCAUUUCUGCCAGUUUACUGUUAAGUAUAAUAAGCCUUCAUCAUCUAAAAUGAAGACAAACUAGAUAAUACAAACUGAAAUAAUGUAACCACUUCAGAUAAUACAAAAUUGCAUAUGACUGUAAUGUACUUAAGAUAAAUCAGAAUUAAAUAUGAUAGCAACUAACUCCACUACAGUUAAUUAAUCCAAAAGAUACUACUCGGUAUGAUAACAGUGAGAUCAGAUUAUUAGAAAUACCGUAGAGGAACUUCUUGCUCAGAACCUGUCACCAGUCUCCUAGGGUGUGCAUUUAGAAUUUUGUCACCCCAGGUACAAUACUUAAACUAAUCUCUAGCAGUAGCUGGAGUAUAAAAUCUUGGCAAAUAAAAAUAGUACUGUACUUACACAUUAAUGCUAUAUAUGAAACUCUCAUCAUUGGUAGCAAGACUAUUGCAGUAGAGCCAUAACAUUUACAGUUGUCUAGGAACAGAAUUGGCUCUUAGACUGCCUGCCAGCAUUGAGCAGUGCCUCCUGAUUACUCCCAAUAAACCCAGAUAUAAAAGAUUUUGAGAGCCUUGGCCUGGUAGACCCUCAUGCCUGGACUAAGAAGCCAUAUCCCAAACCAUUGUUCCUUUUCUGUCCUGUAAUACACUUAUAGUUUGUAUUGUUUGGUAUAGUAUAUGAAUAUACAGGAGCUAUUAUGCAAAUGUUAUUAGAAUUCCUAAAAUUUAAUGAAAAACAAAUGAGAACUGUGCAGUGAAUUAUACUGUAUGUAUAUAUUUAAUAUUUAGGUGAAUUUUUUUUUAUCGUAUUAAUUAGUGCGGUAUUUACAUUACUGUAUAUGAUUUGAAAUAACCAGUAUAACCUUUCUUCAAAAGUUAUUCUCCUUUGUCCAAAUACUGUAUUAUUUUGCCUAUUUGAAAUUCAUUUAGCAGAAUUCUUUGUCUCCCUCUAAACAUAACAUACCUAACACAUGAACCUGGAGAUUUGGGCUACAAAUAGACCCCUGGCAGCAUAGUAAAUGGGAUAGUCUUCAAAACUUUGGAUAACAAUAUGUGAUUACUGAUGGUCAUUGUAGUCUUAUUUCAUCUACACUACAAUUGCAUCUGGUAGCUAACUGUACUGUGUCAACUCAGAGUCUCUUAGUAUAUUUGCUGGCAUCCUAACCUGACCUGAUGUGACUUAGCUACCAGUAUUUUAAUCUAGCUUGACCUAACCUAACUCUCCCUAACCAAAUAUAUACGAACCUGACAUUCCUAUUUCUGUAUAAUUUGUUGUUUGUACAACUACUUACACUGAUAUGCCUUUGCUACUCUCUCACCUGUAUUCUUUGUUACUUGUGGUGAUAGUUCCUACAAAAUGGCUUGUAAUUUUUUAAACAUUCUAAUUUUGUAGUUGAAAUUAGUGUUAUCUGUUUUGCUUUAUCAUGUCAAGCAUUGUUCAUUUUUUUUUAUUCCAGUGUGUGUGAAGAUGUAAAGAGGAGUACAGUAAUAGCUAAGAUGGUUAGAGGAAGAUUUUCUCAUUCAAGUUUCCUCAAAAAUUUGUAAACAGGUAUCAUAGACUGGGUAUGAACUAUCGAUUAUAUUAUACAGGGGGUGAAAUAGUCUCUGCUCAAUGGGGAAAUACUAUGUUGAAACUUUUUAUAAGAGAAGAAACAGUAGUAGGUGUGUUUAUUCCAAUUUUUUUCAUUAAAAUGUGAACCGUACAGCCAGUCAGUGCUUCAUAUUCUCCUGUACUCUUUAGAAGACCAUAUAUGUGUUUCCUUUACUGUAGGGACUGACCAACCAACCUGUAUGUACUGUGCUGUAUUUAUGGAGGACCAAUGUGUGAUGGUACAGAAUUACAGGUCGAGUAUUAUAUAGUAUGUGUUUGGGGAGAUUUUUUAGGAGGUAGACCCACAGUACUUAAGGUAUAGAUGUAUUAUUUCACUAUAAAAAUGUACAAGAUAAUACAGUCAUAGGAUAGUUCAUGUGGGGUAUUUCUUCUCUCUCACACACACACACACACACACACACACACACACACACACAC